AGGUACCUAAUAAAAGGUCUUGAUAAAUGAAGCACGGUAAAUAAAGCGUCAUAGUUCUAAAUCCAAUAUAAUAAUGUGAUAAUGCAAUGUCAGCAUCUAGCUGGUCUAAUGGCGUGGCCGGGAGGUCGCAGUGGGAACCUUGUAAUAAAUCAACGGAAACCCAGCGAGUUUGAUUCUUCUCGACAAGUACUCUGGCCCUAGGAUCUGAUCAUAAAGUUAGUCCACUCUUAGGGAGCAUAGGAAGGUGCGAAAAGGAACGUUGCGUGCCUUAACUACUAAAUAAUGGAAAAGGUGUCCCCACAGGCUACUGCAGACUAAAUAAAGUGAAGAAAGGGCCGUUUGCGCCAUUUGUUGGGAUGAGAAUAAAAUAGCGUAUCACUUCAAGGACUAUCCAACACCAGAGGUUCACUGCAAACUGGAGUUUGAUACUGUGAAGGUAUAUUCAGGGGAAUAUUCAAACAUCUGGACCUUCCCCUAGGAUGUCAGUAAUCGAUCGUGGUUGAUAUCGACACCAUGAAAAAUUUGGUGCUUUUGAUUCUUGUUGGGCUUGCGGCAUGCCAGGUUGAGCAUGCGACUGAUAUCGAGAUUCAUCAGGUUGAGGUGACUGAGAUCCCUUGGUCCUCCAUCGACAAAUUCGUCGAAUCUCUGCCACCAUUCAAUACAGAACAGCCCUCAGAUGCUGAAGGUACCACCACAGAAACUCCGACAACUACCAUUAGCGCUAAAUUGACAGAAGCAGACGCUCCGGAAGAGAACGGAGAGUACUAUGUUUACCAUCCUGAAGGGUUCCUACAAAGGAUCGUGUACGCCACCAAAGAUGACCCACAGAAGAUGGAGUAUACUGCUCAGUUGAAGUACCAGGACGUGGAACCAAUCAGAAGUCCUGUCUAUACUUAUGACCCUGAGACAUUAGCAUUAAUCAGAUUGAACAAAUAAUUUUUUGUGUUGAACAGUGCUAUUACGGGUUAUUGUAAGAUACGUACGUAUUUGUUAAGACUACCUACUUUAUUUUUUUAAAUGCCAAUAUAUUAUUUGUUGCACUUAUAUAAAUA
Acanthoscelides obtectus is the source of this 1052-nucleotide messenger RNA. The record is from the annotation of a GenBank genome assembly. NCBI's taxonomy places the organism in Eukaryota, Metazoa, Arthropoda, Insecta, Coleoptera, Chrysomelidae.